Nannospalax galili (Upper Galilee mountains blind mole rat) is the source of this 2313-nucleotide messenger RNA. It is a transcript of the gene Casq2, whose product is annotated as calsequestrin 2. Lineage: Eukaryota; Metazoa; Chordata; Mammalia; Rodentia; Spalacidae. Gene Ontology annotation, molecular function: calcium ion binding. The coding region runs from base 96 to 1334 and encodes 412 amino acids. Gene Ontology annotation, biological process: regulation of cardiac muscle contraction by regulation of the release of sequestered calcium ion. The transcript is spliced from 11 exons. The record is from RefSeq and is a predicted model, not a curated record. Gene Ontology annotation, cellular component: sarcoplasmic reticulum lumen.
UCAGGCUCUCGCCUCCCUACUGGGCUCAGCAAACCUUCCAGGCGUCUUUCUCUUUCACACUAUUUGGGGGGAACAAGAAAGGUAACUUUGUCCAAAUGAAGAGAACUCACCUGCUUGUGGUGGGGGUCUAUUUGCUGUCCUCCUGCAGGGCGGAAGAGGGGCUGAAUUUCCCCACGUAUGAUGGGAAGGACAGAGUGGUCAGCCUUUCCGAGAAGAGCUUCAAGCAGAUGUUGAAGAAAUAUGACUUGCUCUGCCUCUACUACCAUGAGCCAGUGUCUUCAGAUAAGGUCGCACAAAAGCAGUUCCAAUUGAAAGAGAUCGUGUUGGAGCUUGUGGCCCAGGUCCUGGAACAUAAAAACAUAGGCUUUGUGAUGGUAGAUUCCAAGAAAGAAGCCAAGCUUGCCAAGAAACUGGGUUUUGAUGAAGAAGGAAGCCUGUAUGUUCUUAAGGGUGACCGCACAAUUGAGUUUGAUGGCGAGUUUGCAGCCGAUGUCUUGGUGGAGUUUCUCCUGGAUCUCAUUGAAGACCCAGUGGAGAUUGUGGGUAACAAGCUGGAAGCCCAAGCCUUUGAACGCAUUGAGGACCAGAUCAAACUCCUCGGCUUUUUCAAGAAUGAGGAUUCAGAAUAUUACAAAGCGUUCCAAGAGGCAGCUGAGCACUUCCAGCCCUACAUCAAGUUCUUUGCCACCUUCGACAAGGGGGUUGCAAAGAAAUUGUCCUUGAAGAUGAAUGAGGUUGACUUCUAUGAGCCAUUUAUGGAUGAGCCCAUUAUCAUCCCCAACAAACCUUACACAGAAGAGGAACUCGUGGUGUUUGUGAAGGAACAUCAAAGACCCACUCUACGUCGACUGCGCCCAGAGGACAUGUUUGAAACAUGGGAAGAUGAUUUGAAUGGGAUCCAUAUUGUGGCCUUUGCAGAGAAGAGUGAUCCAGAUGGUUAUGAGUUCCUGGAGAUCCUGAAACAGGUUGCCAGGGACAACACCGACAACCCUGACCUGAGCAUCUUGUGGAUUGACCCAGAUGACUUUCCUCUGCUUGUUGCUUACUGGGAGAAGACUUUCAAGAUUGACCUGUUCAAGCCUCAGAUUGGAGUGGUGAAUGUAACAGAUGCUGACAGUGUCUGGAUGGAGAUCCCGGAUGAUGAUGACCUCCCCACAGCUGAGGAGCUAGAAGACUGGAUUGAGGAUGUGCUUUCUGGAAAGAUCAACACUGAAGAUGAUGACAAUGAAGAUGAAGAUGAUGAUGGCGAUAAUGACAAUGACGACGAUGAUGAUAACUCUGAUGAAGAGGAUAACGAUGACAGUGAUGAUGAUGAUGACGAUGAUGAUGAAUAGCUCCAGCCACAUAUGGUUUUGAUGAGAACAAUAUCCUAACUACCUACUACCACAUAGACAGCCUAAGGGUCAGCGAGCAGCUAGUCAGCCCUUUUCCUUCUCCGGUGUGCUUUCCUAGUCCCUUCUCAUCAGGAGUUGUACAUUUUUCAACAAAUGCCUUUCCAAAUCUAGCCGUCCCACUCCACAGGAAUGGGAAGGGAAUGAGUGGUUCCCAUGCUGACUUCUUGUAACCAUCAACGAACAAACAGUUCUUACCCCUUCCUAGUCCAUCAGGGGGUCAUGGCCGUACGGGUAUCGGAAGUCUAGGGACAAUAAUCCCCUGACAUCUCUACUCAAGUUUACUUAUUCUCUUUAAUUUUGAUGGUACCAGAACUGAUAGUUUUCUAGUCACAAUCAGGGAGCAACCUUCUUAUCAGAGCCUAGAAAGGACACAUGACUAAUCAAUUUGGCCCAAAAGCCAGAACAUUGCUGAACUUAGAUCCAAGCCUUUGGAUGGCUAUCAAGAAUCCUUGAAACAUAUGCAUCACCAUCAGUUCUAGCAUAUUAGAUACUGAGUAGGGGUCAGUUUUCUCUUUGAACUUCCCACUAGGUGGGAGAGGAGAGAGGCUGAAGGAUGAAAGGUCUUUGGUUUUUCUGAUGGAGGCGAGUUCAGGUCUCUGGAUGUGUCCCCUGGCCGCUUAGCUUAAGCUGGGAACCAAGUGCUCCUUCUCUGUCACUGCUAGUGAGCUGUCCCAUUUUGAAUGAAAGGCUGCUUUAUCCAAUGGUCAAUUAACUCUCCAUUCAUCAGCACUCCCACGGUUGACCGGGGCAGCAAUAAUUAGAGUUCAUGAUGCCCCGAGGCACUGAAAAAAAAUCACCAAGUGCCUUUCGAACUGUCUGGAAGUUACAUUGUGCUUGGUAGUUUUAGUUGCCAAGUGUUCUAAGUUAUUUUCUCAAUCUGUUAACACAUGUAAGACACUGUGCAAAAUUACUUUUGAAA